Messenger RNA from Drosophila bipectinata, 40863 nucleotides. The record is from RefSeq and is a predicted model, not a curated record. NCBI's taxonomy places the organism in Eukaryota, Metazoa, Arthropoda, Insecta, Diptera, Drosophilidae.
ACAGGACUCGGCGGCGCAUCCAGUCUGGAGUUGAACAUCGAAGAAAACGGCAGCAACGAAAACUGCUCCUCGAAACCGUGACAUUUUUGAAGGCACUGUGUGAGAGCAGUCAGGAGAAUCCAAUCAGACACCAAUACACACUAACCCCGACACGCACACACCCGACACAGUCGCCUGUACGAACACACCCUCGCGCACACAAUCACACACUCGUCCACACACACCCAUGCACUCGUGAAUAUAUAGCUUACAUAAAGUCUAAGGAAAAAUCGAUAGGAGUGCAUUAAAAAUUCCGAAAAAAAAAAGAUUUCUCAAUUAAGUGUGAUUUUCCGACGCGAAACAUAAACUUUUUGGCUGUAAAUGUUUGUGAGGGACCCGUGAAAAAAUAUGACUAAUCUGCUACAGUGACGACAUACGCUGCUUACACAAUUUCUCUACACUACAAUUAAUCGCAGACUCAUAACUAUAGCCGGAAACCGAAUAAUUGGCUAAAAUGGUCACCGAAAAUGGAGCUCAGGGUGAUGGCAAUACUUCCUUCCUCCGUGCCGCCCGCGCUGGCAACCUGGAGCGCGUGCUCGAGCAUUUGAAGAAUAAUAUUGACAUCAACACCAGUAAUGCGAAUGGCUUGAAUGCUCUGCAUUUGGCCUCCAAGGAUGGCCAUAUCCAUGUGGUCUCGGAGCUGCUGCGUCGCGGGGCGAUCGUGGACAGUGCCACCAAAAAGGGCAACACCGCUCUCCACAUCGCCUCGCUGGCUGGUCAGGAGGAGGUAGUGAAGCUGCUGCUGGAGCACAACGCCUCUGUCAAUGUGCAGUCCCAGAACGGAUUCACGCCCCUCUACAUGGCCGCCCAGGAGAACCACGAUGCUGUGGUUCGCCUGCUCUUGUCCAAUGGCGCCAACCAGAGUCUGGCCACCGAAGAUGGCUUCACGCCUCUCGCCGUGGCCAUGCAACAGGGUCACGACAAGGUAGUGGCCGUACUCCUCGAGAGCGAUACUCGUGGAAAGGUCAGGCUACCGGCCCUGCAUAUUGCCGCCAAGAAGGACGACGUCAAGGCAGCUACCCUUCUCCUAGAUAAUGACCACAACCCGGACGUAACUUCCAAGUCGGGCUUCACCCCGCUGCACAUCGCCUCCCAUUACGGCAACCAGAACAUUGCCAAUCUGCUGAUCCAGAAGGGCGCCGAUGUCAACUACUCGGCCAAGCACAACAUCAGUCCCUUGCAUGUUGCAGCCAAGUGGGGCAAGACCAACAUGGUCUCCCUCUUGCUGGAAAAAGGUGGAAACAUUGAGGCCAAGACCCGGGAUGGGCUUACCCCUCUGCACUGUGCCGCUCGCUCGGGACAUGAGCAGGUGGUGGAUAUGCUGCUGGAGCGAGGAGCUCCCAUCAGCGCCAAAACCAAGAACGGACUCGCUCCACUGCACAUGGCCGCCCAGGGUGAGCACGUGGAUGCCGCCCGCAUUCUCCUGUACCAUCGUGCUCCGGUCGACGAGGUCACCGUGGACUAUCUGACCGCCCUCCAUGUAGCCGCCCAUUGUGGUCAUGUGCGUGUGGCCAAGUUGCUUCUGGACAGGAACGCCGAUGCGAAUGCCAGGGCUCUCAAUGGAUUCACGCCCUUGCACAUUGCCUGCAAGAAGAACCGCUUGAAGGUGGUGGAGCUGCUACUGCGUCAUGGUGCCAGCAUUAGUGCCACCACGGAGAGUGGAUUGACGCCACUGCAUGUGGCCGCCUUCAUGGGUUGCAUGAACAUUGUCAUCUAUCUGCUGCAGCACGAUGCCAGUCCCGAUGUACCCACUGUGCGUGGGGAGACGCCACUCCAUCUGGCCGCUAGAGCCAACCAGACCGACAUCAUUCGAAUCCUGCUGAGGAAUGGCGCCCAGGUGGACGCCCGUGCCCGAGAGCAGCAGACUCCUCUGCACAUCGCCUCCCGACUGGGCAACGUUGACAUUGUUAUGCUUCUGCUGCAGCAUGGAGCUCAGGUGGAUGCCACCACCAAGGACAUGUACACAGCACUGCACAUUGCCGCCAAGGAGGGCCAGGACGAGGUGGCUGCUGUACUUAUUGAAAAUGGUGCCGCCUUGGAUGCCGCCACCAAGAAGGGCUUCACGCCCCUUCAUUUGACCGCCAAGUAUGGACACAUCAAGGUGGCCCAGUUGCUGCUCCAAAAGGAGGCCGACGUGGAUGCCCAGGGCAAGAAUGGAGUUACCCCGUUGCAUGUGGCCUGCCACUACAACAACCAGCAGGUGGCUUUGCUGCUCCUCGAGAAGGGAGCCAGUCCUCAUGCCACGGCCAAGAACGGGCACACACCCCUCCACAUUGCCGCUCGCAAGAAUCAAAUGGACAUAGCCACCACUCUGCUGGAAUACGGAGCCCAGGCCAAUGCCGAGAGCAAGGCCGGCUUCACUCCACUCCACUUGAGCAGCCAGGAGGGUCACUCUGAGAUUUCCAACUUACUGAUUGAACACAAGGCCGCCGUGAAUCACCCGGCCAAGAACGGACUCACCCCGAUGCAUCUCUGCGCCCAGGAGGACAACGUGAAUGUGGCGGAGAUCUUGCAGAAGAAUGGAGCCAAUAUCGACAUGGCCACCAAGGCAGGCUACACCCCGCUGCAUGUGGCCUCGCACUUUGGCCAGGCCAAUAUGGUCCGUUUCCUGCUGCAGAACGGGGCCAAUGUGGAUGCGGCCACCUCGAUUGGGUAUACUCCGCUCCAUCAGACCGCCCAGCAGGGGCACUGCCACAUUGUGAACCUUCUGCUGGAGCACAAGGCCAAUGCCAAUGCCCAGACCGUCAACGGACAAACUCCGUUGCAUAUUGCCCGCAAGCUGGGCUACAUCAGUGUCCUGGACUCCCUGAAGUCCAUUACCAAGGAGGACGAGGGCUCUCCAGCCCCUGCCCAGACCGAGGAGAAGUACCGCGUCGUGGCUCCCGAGGCCAUGCACGAGUCCUUUAUGUCCGACUCCGAGGAAGAGGGCGGCGAAGACAAUAUGCUAUCAGAUCAACCAUACCGCUAUCUGACCGUUGAUGAAAUGAAAUCCCUAGGCGACGACUCCCUACCGAUCGACGUGACCCGGGAUGAGCGUAUGGACUCCAACCGGAUGACCCAGAGCACGGAGUAUGCCUCCGGCGUGCCGCCCACCAUCGGCGAGGAGGUCAUCAGUCCCCAUAAGGCCCAGGUAUAUGGCAGCUCACCCAAGGCCACCGUGGAUGGGGUUUACAUUGCAAAUGGAUCUGGACACGAUGAGCCACCUCAUGUGGGCCGUAAACUAAGCUGGAAGAGCUUCCUGGUCUCCUUCUUGGUGGACGCCCGUGGAGGCGCCAUGCGAGGCUGCCGUCACAGCGGCGUCCGCAUGAUCAUACCCUCGCGCUCCACCUGCCAGCCGACGCGGAUCACCUGCCGCUACGUGAAGCCGCAGCGCACCAUGCAUCCGCCCCAGCUGAUGGAGGGCGAGGCCCUGGCCAGCCGAGUGCUGGAGCUGGGUCCGUGCUCCACCAAGUUCAUUGGGCCGGUGGUCAUGGAGGUGCCGCACUUCGCCUCGCUGCGUGGCAAGGAGCGUGAGAUCAUUAUCCUGCGCUCGGACAACGGCGAAACCUGGCGCGAGCACACCAUCGACAACUCCGAAGAGAUAAUCCACGAUGUCAUGCAGCAGUGCUUCGAGCCGGAGGAAAUCGCUCAACUGGAGGAACAGGCUGGCAACCAUGUCUGUCGAUUCGUCACCUACGACUUCCCCCAGUACUUCGCAGUGGUAUCGCGCAUCCGCCAGGAGGUGCAUGCCAUUGGACCCGAGGGCGGUAUGGUGUCCAGCACCGUGGUGCCACAGGUGCAGGCCGUCUUCCCCCAGGGAGCACUCACCAAGAAGAUCAAAGUGGGCUUACAGGCCCAGCCGGUCGAUCCCGAUCUAACCGCCAAGCUGCUCGGCCGUGGGGUGGCCGUAUCCCCAAUUGUUACGGUUGAGCCGCGGCGCCGCAAGUUCCACAAGGCCAUCACCCUCAGCAUGCCCGCCCCCAAGGCCCACAGCCAGGGGAUGAUUAAUCAGUACUCCGGAAACACUCCCACCCUCCGCCUGCUCUGCUCGAUCACAGGCGGACCAUCUCGGGCCCAGUGGGAGGAUGUCACUGGCUCCACGCCCCUGACCUUUGUCAACGAUUGUGUCUCCUUCACGACCACAGUGUCCGCUCGUUUCUGGCUGAUGGACUGCCGCAAUAUUUCCGAUGCCACAAAGAUGGCCACUGAGCUAUACAAGGAGGUAAUCCACGUGCCCUUCAUUGCCAAGUUUGUGGUAUUCGCAAAGAAAAUCGAACCCUACGAAGCCCGCCUCCGGGUAUUCUGCAUGACAGACGAUCGCGAGGAUAAGACCCUCGAAAAGCACGAGCUUUACACCGAGGUGGCGAAGAGCAGAGACGUAGAGGUGCUGGAGGGCAAGCCUCAGUUCAUAGAAAUGGCUGGAAACCUAGUGCCCGUGACCAAGUCUGGCGAUCAGCUCCAACUGCAGUUCAAGGCCUUCCGCGAGAACCGUCUGCCCUUCACAGUCCGUGUCAAGGAUCAGCAUGCCGAUAUUGUCGGUCGCACGCUGUUCAUGAAGGAGCCAAAGGUGGCCAAGGGCGAGCCACCGCAACAGCCCAUCUGUAUCCUGAACAUUGUUCUUCCGGAGGCAGUGAUACCGGACUCCACCACCGCCUUCUCGGAUCGCGUCACUUCCGCCUACAGAACCUCGAUGUUCAGCCUCAGCAAGCACCAGAACGAUCACUACAUCGGCGAUAUCCGCAUCGUAGACCUUUCAAACCUAUUGGGUAAGGAUUGGAUCCAACUAGCCCCAGAGAUCGGCAUCAAUUCCGAGGAGAUUGACGAGAUCAUCGACCACAACACCGACAGUAUUGCUCGACAGGCGCAAAGUAUGAUCCGCCUGUACAAGGACAAGCCCAACUACGACAUCCUUUCCCUAGAGUCAGCCCUCAAGAAUAUUGGCAGGGAUGAUAUUAUGAAAAAGUGCAAGAGCGGAAGACUUUCACAUUCCCGGGAGUUCGAUGACACAGACAUCAUGAAGAACUCGGAAUCGGUCGAAGAGCUGGUUCGAAGAGAAAGUAAGCGGAUCCAGCAAAUAAACGAACGUGAAGAGGUUAAAUACUCCGCAGAGGAGAAGGAGGUCGAAGAAUCCGAGUCCGACGAAGAAGCAGCCAAACGAACUGUGGCGGAACGCCGGGAGAAGAUUGUGAAGCGCUUGUCCAUGGAACGAUCCAUUCCUGCCUCGACGCAAAAAAGGGAGAUCACACGCGAAAUAACUGAAAUCAAACGAAAGAGUCUCAUCGAGGACAAGAAGGCCAUUCACGAGUCCGAGAUUCUGAUGCAGCUGCCUGCCGACAAUGUCAUCAUCAAGGGCACCCCUGUACCCGACCAGGUCAUCAAGAUGAAGAUGGGUAAGAUGGAUUCGACCGAAGUGACCAAGAGUGAGUUCGACAAGGAGCUGACUCACAAGUUCAAGACUUCCGGACGUAGUUCUGAAGAAGAGGACCAGCCAUCGUCACCCGACCAGACAGACAAAAUCGUCCACGACAUAAGUGCCGCCGAAAAGAAGGAAAAGGACAGCGUUUCCUUCAGCAGGGUGGCCAUCACCCGCCAGGAAGCCCGCGACAUUACUGAAGAUUUCUUGGAGAUGGAGAAACGAAGCCAACUCCCAGCGACCACCACCAGCGCUACUGUUCACGAGAAGUUCGUUGUGGAGAUCAAAGAGAAGACAAGUCCUAUGGACUCAGUGCCCCAGGAAACCGUCAAGGAGGUACAGCAAGUAAUCAGCGAGGUGACCGAAAUCGCCAGCAAGAAGGUUGAGAACAUAAUAAGCUCCUUUGAGAGCGGGAAACCAGAAGAAGUUCCAGCCUCAAUUACCACACAAUCAGUACCCGAAUCAGUCAAAGUAAGCGAGACUAUUAAGCAUCUGCAGGAUACUAAGAGCCAAGAGCAAGUCAAGUCGGUUGAAAUUAUCGAGAGCUCAAGUAUAGAACAGACCAUUUCCGAAUUUGAGGCCAAAAAGGUGAAGUACGACUUCCAUGGCGGUGAGCCCAAGACCCAGAUUCCCAAGUUCACAAGAAAGCCCAGCGAUGAUAUAAUUAAACCUACAGCUGCUCCUCGUGCAACAGCCGAGCCAGAGGCGGAUUUCUCUGCGGAAAGCAAGCCAGAGAAACCAGUGUCCAAGAUUCCGGUUAAGACAACUUCUGUUGAUGCCCCAAAGAUUGGAGAAGUGGAGGCCCGGAAGAUUACACAUGACUUCCUGCAGGGAGAAAAAUUGGCGGCUGAGCCAAAGCCAGCUCCAGCAGCCAGCAAGAUUCCCAAGGUGGAGCCCAGGAAAUCGGUAGAAAAGUUGGUCGAAAAGGAAUCUAAGAUCUUGGAUGAUGUGGUUGCCUCAACUGCGACAAUCAUGACAGCAGGACUGGGAACCGAACAACUGCCGGUGAAACAGCCAGAAAUUACUGACAAAGCUGAUGCCGUUGCCGAAAAAGUAUCCGAGCUUAUUGAGACAUUCCACAAGAUAGAGGAGAAGGUUACCAAGUCUGAAAAGACCUCCGAAAUUACCAGCAAGGUCGAGGACCUCGUCAAGAUUGAGGAAAAGCCCCUUCAGAAGGAAGAAAAGAAAGAGGACAAGGUGGCGGAGAAGAUUGCUGAUGUUGUGGAAACAUUCCACAAGAUUGAGGAGCAGAUCACUACCGCCGAUGCCCGCAAGCUCACCCACGAUUUUCUCAGCAUGGAGCAGCAAUCGCAGCUGCCGAGCUUGCCCCAAGCCCAGGAGAAGACGUUGGAGUCGAGUUUGACGUCCACCACCACUUCGGAGCCAGAGUCCUUGGUGUCCAUUAAGCCGGCACCGCCUGCAAGCAAGAUACCUGUAGUGGAACCCAGAAAGACUCUGGUGGACGAAGCCGCCAAAACACAAGUGGAGCCUUUAAUUGAACCUACCAAGACCCUUGUGGAGGAGACCUCAAAGCCUCUGGAGGAUACAAAGCCAACUGAGAAGAAAGCACUGAAUGAACGUCAGCUUACUGCCGACUUUCUCAGCAUGGAACAGCAAACCCAAUUGGUUUCCCAGCCCGUAAAGACACUCAUCGAAGAAGUUGUGAAAACCGCCGAGCAGGUGGUCGAUCUUGCAAAGGACCAAAAGCCAAUUGAUGCGCGUCAGCUCACCUCGGACUUCCUAAGUAUGGAGCAGCGAACCCAGCUGCCUUCCCAGAUCGUUAGUGGUGAUGCCAAGCUGAUCGAUGGCAUUGAGUCUGCGGCUCCCGUUGGGGAGGACUCACCAUUCCACACCACCAAAGUGGUUACCAGUGUUCUAAGCGAGGAAUAUGAUAGUGAUACUUUUGAUAAGCGAGCCACCGUUCCACUAAGCCAGACCCUGAAAGAGGAGGGACUUACUGCUCCAGUGUCAGUCGAGCCACGAAAAUCCCUUACCGAUGCCGAGUUCUGCAAGUCCGUGGGCGAGACAAUCUCCAAGAAGAUGAGCGAGGGCGUAAUUGAGAUAACUGAUGAGCUCAAGAAAAUAGCGAGCGACAUUCCACACUCCCAGACUCCGCCGCCCACGCCCUGUGACAUCAAAAAGCAGAACGAGCAGCCCGAACUCACAAGCUUAGAACGUGAUUACCUGGCCGACACUGUCACCACUUUGCACACGACCACUGAGUCGACCUUUGAACGCGUCUCUGCCAUUACCACAGUUGAGCACUUCAGUGUUCAUAGUGUAAAACCCGAAACCUUUACAAGAACAGAUGAAACUGAAAAGCUGCUUCAUAGUAUGGUAGCUUCCCCCGAUAACCACAACAUGUACUCACAAGACACUACCUCAUUUCCAGAAAUGAGUACAAGUAGUCAAGCCCCGAAGAUGACAACUACGACGACCCUGACAGCACACAUAGAUCGCACCAAGGUAGACUUGACAGUACCAGAGCCCCAGCCGCAGUCACAGGACGAUAAGAAUCAGCAGAAGGAGCAACUUCCUGUAGAUAAAGAUGCAGGAACACCAGAUCUAGAUAAACCUUCUUCCAGCGAUAGGGAGUAUUUAGAACAAAUAAUGGGAUGCGGUGAUGUGAGGCGCAAGAUAUUGCGUUUGGAGAGCAGUGGCAGCACUGAAUCCCUGGACUCGAGUGCCAAGCAACCGGGAGUGACUCCCAAGUAUAUAGGUGACAAUGUUCCGGUGGUGCGAGAAGUGGUGCAAAGCAUCGAGGACAAGAUCUGCGGUACAGUGGUGUCGGCUAUUCCGUUCGCCGUUCACAAACGUGACCCCCAAGAAAAAGACACAGAACCGGACGUUGUAGAAGUAGAAAAGCAAAUACUUACGCCAGCUGACCUGGCUUUUGAAAAGUUAAUAAGAGGUGAACCGCCAGUUGAGGUGGUAAGAAUUUCGCCAAUUAAAGCUAUGGAAAAUGUUGGCAUUGGACUGAAGGAAAUCGAAGAGGAUGUUUGUGAGAGGGUGUGCGUAAAGCGCAAGGCCUUUGAGGUGGCCGAAGACUUAUGUGAAACAGAAAAGACUUUUUCAGAGCAGGUAAUAGGAUUAGGUAGGAAUGUAGAACAGGUACCUGGGAAGAUUUUAGCUGAAACCACUGAGAAGCACUUAGACAUAGAAGAUAAGGAAGCCUUGGAGGCUGGUGCGAAGGUCAGGGAAGUCGUGCAAGACAUCGAGCGUCGAUAUCCUGCAUCGAGACUAGAGGCUAAGCCUUUUACUCCACGAACACGACUUACCACAGACCGUAAGGCUGACGUGUUGUCAAUAGAGCAACAGAUUUUAAACGAAACCGAUCUGAUUUUAGAUGGCUUGGGUUCUAAGCGUAUACCAGAACAAAAGGUCAAGUCCCCAGUUUUGGAAACCGCCAAGACCAGUCCUAGUAUUGAAAAUCUAGAAGGCGCAUGCGAAAAGAUAUGCUCAAAACGAACAAUCUCUGAGAUGGCAAAGGCCUUUGAAAAGCCAGACCAGCUUGAGACUUCAGCUGCCGUCGCUGACGUCAAAUCGAUUACGUCCAAGUUCCUAGAGCACGAGUCCAAGGGCGACGUAGCUGAGAGUGUUAAAGAGUUUGAGGCCAAAAACAUUGUUCAUGAUAGCCUAACAGGGAAAACAGAACGACAAAAUAUUUUACUAAGCGAAUGUGAUAUACAAGAAUUUCCAAUAGAAGAGACUAAGGAUAAACUUAUAGAAUUUCCAAAACUAGGACACACUUUUGAUCGAUUGCAUUCCAUUUCCAAAACUGAUAUAGCUGACACAAAAGACUUUGUACACGUAGUAAGCGAUUACGAAGAAAAGCUGGGUGAAAUAAUAGAUCAUCAGAUCACACAAAGUAACACAGAAGAUGCAACAGUUCCAGUUAAAUUUCCCACAAAUGAGAAAAAAGAUGAGUUUGAAACCCACCAGCUCAUGGUCUCAAAGACCUUUGUACUUUCCCAAACGACUGACAAAGCAAUAACCAAGUUUCCGUCUGAUUUAGAAACUACAUUAGAUAAGCAUGGAAGUGAUAGCGAAAGUGACGAGGAACUAGACCAUAAUACUAAGUUACUCAAACUGCAGCAUUUAGCGACAACUGAACGCACAUCCAGCCAAAACGUUACACAGAAGCAUAGCAGUUCUUAUGAAAACGAACCAGUUUCUAUUAAAACUACAGAUAUAAGAAAGUUUCCUACAGGUCACGAUAUUUUAACAGAUAGUCAAUUAAAAUCUGCUUUUGAUAUUGACAAGACAGAUACAUUUUAUGAAAAGCCACUAAAAAAAGGUGACACUGAAACCGAAAUGGCGGUUCAGUCCGUUCAGCCAGUGCAUCCGAAGCCCAAAACAUAUAUCGAUGGUGAAAGCGAUGAGGACUUCGAUGUCCCCAAGCCCCAAGACAAACCAGUAAGUCAGCCAUCUCCACUGAUUACUCCUUUCAUUGGUACUGGCGAAAAAUCGCCUGCUAAGGAUAAUUUCAAUCCUCAAUCAAUUACGACAUUCAAGGCAGAAGAAACCUUGACGACUAUUCAAUCAGACGUCAAAUCUGUGAGUACUGUCGUAUCUGUAACUGACAGUCACGUAACAGACAUCAAAGCACCAAGUAAGCCAGAGGAAAAGCCUCAGGGACCCAUUGACUCAGUAAAACCAGGUCCGAAAGAAUAUUCCGAUGAUGAAAGCGAUGAGGACUUUGAUGUUCCCAACCCCCAAGAUAAACCAGUUAGUCAGCCAUCUUCGUUGAUUACUCCUCUAGUCGGUCCUGGGGAAAAAUCACCAGUCAAAACUGAUGCAAAACCGAAACCGAUUGACUUGAAGGACUCCACUAAGCCUGACGAGAAGCCCAAGGCUCCGAUCGUGUCAGAGAAGCCAAGUCCAAAAGAAUAUUCCGAUGACGAAAGCGAUGAAGACUUUGAUGUUCCCAAGCCCCAAGACAAACCAGUUAGUCAGCCAUCUCCUUUGAUUACUCCUUUCAUUGGUACUGGCGAGAAAUCGCCUGCUAAGGAUGAUUUCAAGCCUCAAUCAAUUACGACAUUCAAGGCAGAAGAAAGCUUCACGACUAUUCAAUCAGACGUCAAAUCUGUAAGUACGGUCGUAUCUGUAACUGACAGUCACGUAACAGACAUCAAAGCACCAAGUAAGCCAGAGGAAAAGCCCCAGGGACCCAUUGACUCAGUAAAACCAGGUCCGAAAGAAUAUUCCGAUGACGAAAGCGAUGAAGACUUUGAUGUUCCCAAGCCCCAAGAUAAACCAGUUGGUCAGCCAUAUCCUUUGAUUACUCCUUUCACUGGCGAAAAAUCGCCUGCUAAGGAUGAUUUCAAGCCUCAAUCAAUUACGACAUUCAAGGCAGAAGAAAGCUUCACGACUAUUCAAUCAGACGUCAAAUCUGUGAGUACGGUCGUAUCUGUAACUGACAGUCACGUAACAGACAUCAAAGCACCAAGUAAGCCAGAGGAAAAGCCUCAGGGACCCAUUGACUCAGUAAAACCAGGUCCGAAAGAAUAUUCCGAUGACGAAAGCGAUGAGGACUUUGAUGUUCCCAAGCCCCAAAAUAAACCAGUUAGUCAGCCAUCUCCUUUGAUUACUCCCCUAGUCGGUUCUUGGGAAAAAUCACCAGUCAAAACUGAUGAAAAACCAAAGCCCUUUGACUUGAAGGACUCCACUAAGCCUGACGAGAAGCCCAAGGCUCCGAUCGUGUCAGAGAAGCCAAGUCCAAAAGAAUAUUCCGAUGACGAAAGCGAUGAAGACUUUGAUGUUCCCAAGCCCCAAGACAAACCAGUUAGUCAGCCAUCUCCUUUGAUUACUCCUUUCAUUGGUACUGGCGAAAAAUCGCCUGCUAAGGAUGAUUUCAAGCCUCAAUCAAUUACGACAUUCAAGGCAGAAGAAAGCUUCACGACUAUUCAAUCAGACGUCAAAUCUGUGAGUACGGUCGUAUCUGUAACUGACAGUCACGUAACAGACAUCAAAGCACCAAGUAAGCCAGAGGAAAAGCCUCAGGGACCCAUUGACUCAGUAAAACCAGGUCCGAAAGAAUAUUCCGAUGACGAAAGCGAUGAGGACUUUGAUGUUCCCAAGCCCCAAAAUAAACCAGUUAGUCAGCCAUCUCCUUUGAUUACUCCCCUAGUCGGUUCUUGGGAAAAAUCACCAGUCAAAACUGAUGAAAAACCAAAGCCCUUUGACUUGAAGGACUCCACUAAGCCUGACGAAAAGCCCAAGGCUCCGAUCGUGUCAGAGAAGCCAAGUCCAAAAGAGUAUUCCGAUGACGAAAGCGAUGAAGACUUUGAUGUUCCCAAGCCCCAAGACAAACCAGUUAGUCAGCCAUCUCCUUUGAUUACUCCUUUCAUUGGUACUGGCGAAAAAUCGCCUGCUAAGGAUGAUUUCAAGCCUCAAUCAAUUACGACAUUCAAGGCAGAAGAAAGCUUCACGACUAUUCAAUCAGACGUCAAAUCUGUGAGUACGGUCGUAUCUGUAACUGACAGUCACGUAACAGACAUCAAAGCACCAAGUAAGCCAGAGGAAAAGCCUCAGGGACCCAUUGACUCAGUAAAACCAGGUCCGAAAGAAUAUUCCGAUGAUGAAAGCGAUGAGGACUUUGAUGUUCCCAAGCCCCAAGAUAAACCAGUUAGUCAGCCAUCUUCUUUGAUUACUCCUCUAGUCGGUCCUGGGGAAAAAUCACCAGUCAAAACUACUGAAAAACCGAAACCGAUUGACUUGAAGGACUCCACUAAGCCUGACGAAAAGCCCAAGGCUCCGAUCGUGUCAGAGAAGCCAAGUCCAAAAGAGUAUUCCGAUGACGAAAGCGAUGAAGACUUUGAUGUUCCCAAGCCCCAAGACAAACCAGUUAGUCAGCCAUCUCCUUUGAUUACUCCUUUCAUUGGUACUGGCGAGAAAUCGCCUGCUAAGGAUGAUUUCAAGCCUCAAUCAAUUACGACAUUCAAGGCAGAAGAAAGCUUCACGACUAUUCAAUCAGACGUCAAAUCUGUGAGUACGGUCGUAUCUGUAACUGACAGUCACGUAACAGACAUCAAAGCACCAACGAAGCCAGAGGAAAAGCCUCAGGGACCCAUUGACUCAGUAAAACCAGGUCCGAAAGAAUAUUCCGAUGAUGAAAGCGAUGAGGACUUUGAUGUUCCCAAGCCCCAAGAUAAACCAGUUAGUCAGCCAUCUUCGUUGAUUACUCCUCUAGUCGGUCCUGGGGAAAAAUCACCAGUCAAAACUGAUGAAAAACCAAAGCCCUUUGACUUGAAGGACUCCACUAAGCCUGACGAAAAGCCCAAGGCUCCGAUCGUGUCAGAGAAGCCAAGUCCAAAAGAGUAUUCCGAUGACGAAAGCGAUGAAGACUUUGAUGUUCGCAAGCCCCAAGACAAACCAGUUAGUCAGCCAUCUCCUUUGAUUACUCCUUUCAUUGGUACUGGCGAGAAAUCGCCUGCUAAGGAUGAUUUCAAGCCUCAAUCAAUUACGACAUUCAAGGCAGAAGAAAGCUUCACGACUAUUCAAUCAGACGUCAAAUCUGUAAGUACGGUCGUAUCUAUUACUGACAGUCACGUAACAGACAUCAAAGCACCAAGUAAGCCAGAGGAAAAGCCUCAGGGACCUAUUGACUCAGUAAAACCAGGUCCGAAAGACUAUUCCGAUGACGAAAGCGAUGAGGACUUUGAUGUUCCCAAGCCCCAAGAUAAACCAGUUGGUCAGCCAUAUCCUUUGAUUACUCCUUUCACUGGCGAAAAAUCGCCUGCUAAGGAUGAUUUCAAGCCUCAAUCAAUUACGACAUUCAAGGCAGAAGAAAGCUUCACGACUAUUCAAUCAGACGUCAAAUCUGUGAGUACGGUCGUAUCUGUAACUGACAGUCACGUAACAGACAUCAAAGCACAAAGUAAGCCAGAGGAAAAGCCUCAGGGACCCAUUGACUCAGUAAAACCAGGUCCGAAAGAAUAUUCCGAUGACGAAAGCGAUGAGGACUUUGAUGUUCCCAAGCCCCAAAAUAAACCAGUUAGUCAGCCAUCUCCUUUGAUUACUCCCCUAGUCGGUUCUUGGGAAAAAUCACCAGUCAAAACUGAUGAAAAACCGAAACCGAUUGACUUGAAGGACUCCACUAAGCCUGACGAAAAGCCCAAGGCUCCGAUCGUUUCAGAGAAGCCAAGUCCAAAAGAGUAUUCCGAUGACGAAAGCGAUGAAGACUUUGAUGUUCGCAAGCCCCAAGACAAACCAGUUAGUCAGCCAUCUCCUUUGAUUACUCCUUUCAUUGGUACUGGCGAGAAAUCGCCUGCUAAGGAUGAUUUCAAGCCUCAAUUAAUUACGACAUUCAAGGCAGAAGAAAGCUUCACGACUAUUCAAUCAGACGUCAAAUCUGUAAGUACGGUAGUAUCUGUAACUGACAGUCACGUAACAGACAUCAAAGCACCAAGUAAGCCAGAGGAAAAGCCUCAGGGACCCAUUGACUCAGUAAAACCAGGUCCGAAAGAAUAUUCCGAUGACGAAAGCGAUGAGGACUUUGAUGUUCCCAAGCCCCAAGAUAAACCAGUUAGUCAGCCAUCUCCUUUGAUUACUCCCCUAGUCGGUUCUGGGGAAAAAUCACCAGUCAAAACUGAUGAAAAACCAAAGCUCUUUGACUUGAAGGACUCCACUAAGCCUGACGAGAAGCCCAAGGCUCCGAUCGUGUCAGAGAAGCCAAGUCCAAAAGAGUAUUCCGAUGACGAAAGCGAUGAAGACUUUGAUGUUCCCAAGCCCCAAGAUAAACCAGUUAGUCAGCCAUCUCCUUUGAUUACUCCUCUAGUCGGUCCUGGGGAAAAAUCACCAGUCAAAACUGAUGAAAAACCAAAGCCCUUUGACUUGAAGGACUCCACUAAGCCUAACGAAAAGCCCAAGGCUCCGAUCGUGUCAGCGAAGCCAAGUCCAAAAGAAUAUUCCAAUGACGAAAGCGAUGGAGACUUUGAUGUUCCCAAGCCCCAAGAUAAACCAGUUAGUCAGCCAUCUCCUUUGAUUACUCCUUUCAUUGGUACUGGCGAGAAAUCGCCUGCUAAGGAUGAUUUCAAGCCUCAAUCAAUUACGACAUUCAAGGCAGAAGAAACCUUGACGACUAUUCAAUCAGACGUCAAAUCUGUGAGUACGGUCGUAUCUGUAACUGACAGUCACGUAACAGACAUCAAAGCACCAAGUAAGCCAGAGGAAAAGCCUCAGGGACCCAUUGACUCAGUAAAACCAGGUCCGAAAGAAUAUUCCGAUGACGAAAGCGAUGAGGACUUUGAUGUUCCCAAGCCCCAAGAUAAACCAGUUAGUCAGCCAUCUCCUUUGAUUACUCCCCUAGUCGGUUCUGGGGAAAAAUCACCAGUCAAAACUGAUGAAAAACCAAAGCUCUUUGACUUGAAGGACUCCACUAAGCCUGACGAGAAGCCCAAGGCUCCGAUCGUGUCAGAGAAGCCAAGUCCAAAAGAGUAUUCCGAUGACGAAAGCGAUGAGGACUUUGAUGUUCCCAAGCCCCAAGAUAAACCAGUCAGUCAGCCAUCUCCUUUGAUUACUCCUCUAGUCGGUCCUGGGGAAAAAUCACCAGUCAAAACUGAUGAAAAACCAAAGCCCUUUGACUUGAAGGACUCCACUAAGCCUAACGAAAAGCCCAAGGCUCCGAUCGUGUCAGAGAAGCCAAGUCCAAAAGAAUAUUCCGAUGACGAAAGCGAUGGAGACUUUGAUGUUCCCAAGCCCCAAGACAAACCAGUUAGUCAGCCAUCUCCUUUGAUUACUCCCCUAGUCGGUCCUGGGGAAAAAUCACCAGUCAAAACUGAUGAAAAACCAAAGCCCUUUGACUUGAAGGACUCCACUAAGCCUGACGAAAAGCCCAAGGCUCCGAUCGUGUCAGAGAAGCCAAGUCCAAAAGAGUAUUCCGAUGACGAAAGCGAUGAAGACUUUGAUGUUCCCAAGCCCCAAGACAAACCAGUUAGUCAGCCAUCUCCUUUGAUUACUCCUUUCAUUGGUACUGGCGAGAAAUCGCCUGCUAAGGAUGAUUUCAAGCCUCAAUCAAUUACGACAUUCAAGGCAGAAGAAAGCUUCACGACUAUUCAAUCAGACGUCAAAUCUGUGAGUACGGUCGUAUCUGUAACUGACAGUCACGUAACAGACAUCAAAGCACCAAGUAAGCCAGAGGAAAAGCCUCAGGGACCCAUUGACUCAGUAAAACCAGGUCCGAAAGAAUAUUCCGAUGAUGAAAGCGAUGAGGACUUUGAUGGUCCCAAGCCCCAAGAUAAACCAGUUAGUCAGCCAUCUCCUUUGAUUACUCCUCUAGUCGGUCCUGGGGAAAAAUCACCAGUCAAAACUGAUGAAAAACCAAAGCUCUUUGACUUGAAGGACUCCACUAAGCCUGACGAGAAGCCCAAGGCUCUGAUCGUGUCAGAGAAGCCAAGUCCAAAAGAGUAUUCCGAUGACGAAAGCGAUGAAGACUUUGAUGUUCCCAAGCCCCAAGAUAAACCAGUCAGUCAGCCAUCUCCUUUGAUUACUCCUCUAGUCGGUCCUGGGGAAAAAUCACCAGUCAAAACUGAUGAAAAACCAAAGCCCUUUGACUUGAAGGACUCCACUAAGCCUAACGAAAAGCCCAAGGCUCCGAUCGUGUCAGCGAAGCCAAGUCCAAAAGAAUAUUCCGAUGACGAAAGCGAUGGAGACUUUGAUGUUCCCAAGCCCCAAGAUAAACCAGUUAGUCAGCCAUCUCCUUUGAUUACUCCCCUAGUCGGUCCUGGGGAAAAAUCACCAGUCAAAACUGAUUUAAAACCAAAGCCCUUUGACUUGAAGGACUCCACUAAGCCUGACGAAAAGCCCAAGGCUCCGAUCGUGUCAGAGAAGCCAAGUCCAAAAGAGUAUUCCGAUGACGAAAGCGAUGAAGACUUUGAUGUUCCCAAGCCCCAAGACAAACCAGUUAGUCAGCCAUCUCCUUUGAUUACUCCUUUCAUUGGUACUGGCGAAAAAUCGCCUGCUAAGGAUGAUUUCAAGCCUCAAUCAAUUACGACAUUCAAGGCAGAAGAAAGCUUCACGACUAUUCAAUCAGACGUCAAAUCUGUGAGUACGGUCGUAUCUGUAACUGACAGUCACGUAACAGACAUCAAAGCACCAAGUAAGCCAGAGGAAAAGCCUCAGGGACCCAUUGACUCAGUAAAACCAGGUCCGAAAGAAUAUUCCGAUGACGAAAGCGAUGAGGACUUUGAUGUUCCCAAGCCCCAAGAUAAACCAGUUAGUCAGCCAUCUCCUUUGAUUACUCCUCUAGUCGGUCCUGGGGAAAAAUCACCAGUCAAAACUGAUAAAAAACCAAAGCUCUUUGACUUGAAGGACUCCACUAAGCCUGACGAGAAGCCCAAGGCUCCGAUCGUGUCAGAGAAGCCAAGUCCAAAAGAGUAUUCCGAUGACGAAAGCGAUGAAGACUUUGAUGUUCCCAAGCCCCAAGAUAAACCAGUUAGUCAGCCAUCUCCUUUGAUUACUCCUUUCAUUGGUACUGGCGAAAAAUCGCCUGCUAAGGAUGAUUUCAAGCCUCAAUCAAUUACGACAUUCAAGGCAGAAGAAAGCUUCACGACUAUUCAAUCAGACGUCAAAUCUGUGAGUACGGUCGUAUCUGUAACUGACAGUCACGUAACAGACAUCAAAGCACCAAGUAAGCCAGAGGAAAAGCCUCAGGGACCCAUUGACUCAGUAAAACCAGGUCCGAAAGAAUAUUCCGAUGACGAAAGCGAUGAGGACUUUGAUGUUCCCAAGCCCCAAGAUAAACCAGUUAGUCAGCCAUCUCCUUUGAUUACUCCUCUAGUCGGUCCUGGGGAAAAAUCACCAGUCAAAACUGAUGAAAAACCAAAGCUCUUUGACUUGAAGGACUCCACUAAGCCUGACGAAAAGCCCAAGGCUCCGAUCGUGUCAGAGAAGCCAAGUCCAAAAGAGUAUUCCGAUGACGAAAGCGAUGAGGACUUUGAUGUUCCCAAGCCCCAAGAUAAACCAGUCAGUCAGCCAUCUCCUUUGAUUACUCCUCUAGUCGGUCCUGGGGAAAAAUCACCAGUCAAAACUGAUGAAAAACCAAAGCCCUUUGACUUGAAGGACUCCACUAAGCCUAACGAAAAGCCCAAGGCUCCGAUCGUGUCAGAGAAGCCAAGUCCAAAAGAGUAUUCCGAUGACGAAAGCGAUGAAGACUUUGAUGUUCCCAAGCCCCAAGAUAAAUCAGUCAGUCAGCCAUCUCCUUUGAUUACUCCUCUAGUCGGUCCUGGGGAAAAAUCACCAGUCAAAACUGAUGAAAAACCAAAGCUCUUUGACUUGAAGGACUCCACUAAGCCUGACGAGAAGCCCAAGGCUCUGAUCGUGUCAGAGAAGCCAAGUCCAAAAGAGUAUUCCGAUGACGAAAGCGAUGAAGACUUUGAUGUUCCCAAGCCCCAAGAUAAAUCAGUCAGUCAGCCAUCUCCUUUGAUUACUCCUCUAGUCGGUCCUGGGGAAAAAUCACCAGUCAAAACUGAUGAAAAACCAAAGCCCUUUGACUUGAAGGACUCCACUAAGCCUAACGAAAAGCCCAAGGCUCCGAUCGUGUCAGCGAAGCCAAGUCCAAAAGAAUAUUCCGAUGACGAAAGCGAUGGAGACUUUGAUGUUCCCAAGCCCCAAGAUAAACCAGUUAGUCAGCCAUCUCCUUUGAUUACUCCCCUAGUCGGUCCUGGGGAAAAAUCACCAGUCAAAACUGAUGAAAAACCAAAGCCCUUUGACUUGAAGGACUCCACUAAGCCUGACGAAAAGCCCAAGGCUCCGAUCGUGUCAGAGAAGCCAAGUCCAAAAGAGUAUUCCGAUGACGAAAGCGAUGAAGACUUUGAUGUUCCCAAGCCCCAAGACAAACCAGUUAGUCAGCCAUCUCCUUUGAUUACUCCUUUCAUUGGUACUGGCGAGAAAUCGCCUGCUAAGGAUGAUUUCAAGCCUCAAUCAAUUACGACAUUCAAGGCAGAAGAAAGCUUCACGACUAUUCAAUCAGACGUCAAAUCUGUGAGUACGGUCGUAUCUGUAACUGACAGUCACGUAACAGACAUCAAAGCACCAAGUAAGCCAGAGGAAAAGCCUCAGGGACCCAUUGACUCAGUAAAACCAGGUCCGAAAGAAUAUUCCGAUGACGAAAGCGAUGAGGACUUUGAUGUUCCCAAGCCCCAAGAUAAACCAGUUAGUCAGCCAUCUCCUUUGAUUACUCCCCUAGUCGGUUCUGGGGAAAAAUCACCAGUCAAAACUGAUGAAAAACCAAAGCCCUUUGACUUGAGGGACUCCACUAAGCCUGACGAAAAGCCCAAGGCUCCGAUCGUGUCAGAGAAGCCAAGUCCAAAAGAGUAUUCCGAUGACGAAAGCGAUGAAGACUUUGAUGUUCCCAAGCCCCAAGACAAACCAGUUAGUCAGCCAUCUCCUUUGAUUACUCCUUUCAUUGGUACUGGCGAGAAAUCGCCUGCUAAGGAUGAUUUCAAGCCUCAAUCAAUUACGACAUUCAAGGCAGAAGAAACCUUGACGACUAUUCAAUCAGACGUCAAAUCUGUGAGUACGGUCGUAUCUGUAACUGACAGUCACGUAACAGACAUCAAAGCACCAAGUAAGCCAGAGGAAAAGCCUCAGGGACCCAUUGACUCAGUAAAACCAGGUCCGAAAGAAUAUUCCGAUGAUGAAAGCGAUGAGGACUUUGAUGUUCCCAAGCCCCAAGAUAAACCAGUCAGUCAGCCAUCUCCUUUGAUUACACCUCUAGUCGGUCCUGGGGAAAAAUCACCAGUCAAAACUGAUGAAAAACCGAAACCGAUUGACUUGAAGGACUCCACUAAGCCUGACGAAAAGCCCAAGGCUCCGAUCGUGUCAGAGAAGCCAAGUCCAAAAGAGUAUUCCGAUGACGAAAGCGAUGAGGACUUUGAUGUUCCCAAGCCCCAAGAUAAACCAGUCAGUCAGCCAUCUCCUUUGAUUACUCCUCUAGUCGGUCCUGGGGAAAAAUCACCAGUCAAAACUGAUGAAAAACCAAAGCCCUUUGACUUGAAGGACUCCACUAAGCCUAACGAAAAGCCCAAGGCUCCGAUCGUGUCAGAGAAGCCAAGUCCAAAAGAAUAUUCCGAUGACGAAAGCGAUGAAGACUUUGAUGUUCCCAAGCCCCAAGAUAAACCAGUUAGUCAGCCAUCUCCUUUGAUUACUCCCCUAGUCGGUCCUGGGGAAAAAUCACCAGUCAAAACUGAUGAAAAACCAAAGCCCUUUGACUUGAAGGACUCCACUAAGCCUGACGAAAAGCCCAAGGCUCCGAUCGUGUCAGAGAAGCCAAGUCCAAAAGAAUAUUCCGAUGACGAAAGCGAUGAGGACUUUGAUGUUCCCAAGCCCCAAGAUAAACCAGUCAGUCAGCCAUCUCCUUUGAUUACUCCUCUAGUCGGUCCUGGGGAAAAAUCACCAGUCAAAACUGAUGAAAAACCGAAACCGAUUGACUUGAAGGACUCCACUAAGCCUGACGAAAAGCCCAAGGCUCCGAUCGUGUCAGAGAAGCCAAGUCCAAAAGAAUAUUCCGAUGACGAAAGCGAUGAGGACUUUGAUGUUCCCAAGCCCCAAGACAAACCAGUUAGUCAGCCAUCUCCUUUGAUUACUCCUUUCAUUGGUACUGGCGAAAAAUCGCCUGCUAAGGAUGAUUUCAAGCCUCAAUCAAUUACGACAUUCAAGGCAGAAGAAACCUUGACGACUAUUCAAUCAGACGUCAAAUCUGUGAGUACGGUCGUAUCUGUAACUGACAGUCACGUAACAGACAUCAAAGCACCAAGUAAGCCAGAGGAAAAGCCUCAGGGACCCAUUGACUCAGUAAAACCAGGUCCGAAAGAAUAUUCCGAUGACGAAAGCGAUGAGGACUUUGAUGUUCCCAAGCCCCAAGAUAAACCAGUCAGUCAGCCAUCUCCUUUGAUUACACCUCUAGUCGGUCCUGGGGAAAAAUCACCAGUCAAAACUGAUGAAAAACCGAAACCGAUUGACUUGAAGGACUCCACUAAGCCUGACGAAAAGCCCAAGGCUCCGAUCGUGUCAGAGAAGCCAAGUCCAAAAGAGUAUUCCGAUGACGAAAGCGAUGAGGACUUUGAUGUUCCCAAGCCCCAAGAUAAACCAGUCAGUCAGCCAUCUCCUUUGAUUACUCCUCUAGUCGGUCCUGGGGAAAAAUCACCAGUCAAAACUGAUGAAAAACCAAAGCCCUUUGACUUGAAGGACUCCACUAAGCCUGACGAAAAGCCCAAGGCUCCGAUCGUGUCAGAGAAGCCAAGUCCAAAAGAGUAUUCCGAUGACGAAAGCGAUGAGGACUUUGAUGUUCCCAAGCCCCAAGAUAAACCAGUCAGUCAGCCAUCUCCUUUGAUUACUCCUCUAGUCGGUCCUGGGGAAAAAUCACCAGUCAAAACUGAUGAAAAACCAAAGCCCUUUGACUUGAAGGACUCCACUAAGCCUAACGAAAAGCCCAAGGCUCCGAUCGUGUCAGAGAAGCCAAGUCCAAAAGAAUAUUCCGAUGACGAAAGCGAUCAGGACUUUGAUGUUCCCAAGCCCCAAGAUAAACCAGUUAGUCAGCCAUCUCCUUUGAUUACUCCCCUAGUCGGUCCUGGGGAAAAAUCACCAGUCAAAACUGAUGAAAAACCAAAGCCCUUUGACUUGAAGGACUCCACUAAGCCUGACGAAAAGCCCAAGGCUCCGAUCGUGUCAGAGAAGCCAAGUCCAAAAGAAUAUUCCGAUGACGAAAGCGAUGAGGACUUUGAUGUUCCCAAGCCCCAAGACAAACCAGUUAGUCAGCCAUCUCCUUUGAUUACUCCUUUCAUUGGUUCUGGCGAGAAAUCGCCUGCUAAGGAUGAUUUCAAGCCUCAAUCAAUUACGACAUUCAAGGCAGAAGAAAGCUUCACGACUAUUCAAUCAGACGUCAAAUCUGUGAGUACGGUCGUAUCUGUAACUGACAGUCACGUAACAGACAUCAAAGCACCAAGUAAGCCAGAGGAAAAGCCUCAGGGACCCAUUGACUCAGUAAAACCAGGUCCGAAAGAAUAUUCCGAUGACGAAAGCGAUGAGGACUUUGAUGUUCCCAAGCCCCAAGAUAAACCAGUCAGUCAGCCAUCUCCUUUGAUUACACCUCUAGUCGGUCCUGGGGAAAAAUCACCAGUCAAAACUGAUGAAAAACCGAAACCGAUUGACUUGAAGGACUCCACUAAGCCUGACGAAAAGCCCAAGGCUCCGAUCGUGUCAGAGAAGCCAAGUCCAAAAGAGUAUUCCGAUGACGAAAGCGAUGAAGACUUUGAUGUUCCCAAGCCCCAAGAUAAACCAGUCAGUCAGCCAUCUCCUUUGAUUACUCCUCUAGUCGGUCCUGGGGAAAAAUCACCAGUCAAAACUGAUGAAAAACCAAAGCCCUUUGACUUGAAGGACUCCACUAAGCCUAACGAAAAGCCCAAGGCUCCGAUCGUGUCAGAGAAGCCAAGUCCAAAAGAAUAUUCCGAUGACGAAAGCGAUGAGGACUUUGAUGUUCCCAAGCCCCAAGAUAAACCAGUCAGUCAGCCAUCUCCUUCGAUUACUCCUCUAGUCGGUCCUGGGGAAAAAUCACCAGUCAAAACUGAUGAAAAACCGAAACCGAUUGACUUCAAGGACUCCACUAAGCCUGACGAAAAGCCCAAGGCUCCGAUCGUGUCAGAGAAGCCAAGUCCAAAAGAAUAUUCCGAUGACGAAAGCGAUGAGGACUUUGAUGUUCCCAAGCCCCAAGACAAACCAGUUAGUCAGCCAUCUCCUUUGAUUACUCCUUUCAUUGGUACUGGCGAAAAAUCGCCUGCUAAGGAUGAUUUCAAGCCUCAAUCAAUUACGACAUUCAAGGCAGAAGAAACCUUGACGACUAUUCAAUCAGACGUCAAAUCUGUGAGUACGGUCGUAUCUGUAACUGACAGUCACGUAACAGACAUCAAAGCACCAAGUAAGCCAGAGGAAAAGCCUCAGGGACCCAUUGACUCAGUAAAACCAGGUCCGAAAGAAUAUUCCGAUGACGAAAGCGAUGAGGACUUUGAUGUUCCCAAGCCCCAAGAUAAACCAGUCAGUCAGCCAUCUCCUUUGAUUACUCCCCUAGUCGGUCCUGGGGAAAAAUCACCAGUCAAAACUGAUGAAAAACCAAAGCUCUUUGACUUGAAGGACUCCACUAAGCCUAACGAAAAGCCCAAGGCUCCGAUCGUGUCAGAGAAGCCAAGUCCAAAAGAAUAUUCCGAUGUCGAAAGCGAUGAGGACUUUGAUGUUCCCAAGCCCCAAGACAAACCAGUUAGUCAGCCAUUUCCUUUGAUUACUCCUCUAGUCGGUCCUGGGGAAAAAUCACCAGUCAAAACUGAUGAAAAACCGAAUCCGAUUGACUUGAAGGACUCCACUAAGCCUGACGAAAAGCCCAAGGCUCCGAUCGUGUCAGAGAAGCCAAGUCCAAAAGAAUAUUCCGAUGACGAAAGCGAUGAGGACUUUGAUGUUCCCAAGCCCCAAGACAAACCAGUUAGUCAGCCAUCUCCUUUGAUUACUCCUUUCAUUGGUUCUGGCGAGAAAUCGCCUGCUAAGGAUGAUUUCAAGCCUCAAUCAAGUCACGUAACAGACAUCAAAGCACCAAGUAAGCCAGAGGAAAAGCCUCAGGGACCCAUUGACUCAGUAAAACCAGGUCCGAAAGAAUAUUCCGAUGACGAAAGCGAUGAGGACUUUGAUGUUCCCAAGCCCCAAGACAAACCAGUUAGUCAGCCAUCUCCUUUGAUUACUCCUCUAGUCGGUCCUGGGGAAAAAUCACCAGUCAAAACUGAUGAAAAACCGAAACCGAUUGACUUGAAGGACUCCACUAAGCCUGACGAAAAGCCCAAGGCUCCGAUCGUGUCAGAGAAGAUAAGUCCAAAAGAAUAUUCCGAUGACGAAAGCGAUGAAGACUUUGAUGUUCCCAAGCCCCAAGAUAAACCAGUUAGUCAGCCAUCUCCUUUGAUUACUCCUUUCAUUGGUUCUGGCGAGAAAUCGCCUGCUAAGGAUGAUUUCAAGCCUCAAUCAAUUACGACAUUCAAGGCAGAAGAAAGCUUCACGACUAUUCAAUCAGACGUCAAAUCUGUGAGUACGGUCGUAUCUGUAACUGACAGUCACGUAACAGACAUCAAAGCACCAAGUAAGCCAGAGGAAAAGCCUCAGGGACCCAUUGACUCAGUAAAACCAGGUCCGAAAGAAUAUUCCGAUGACGAAAGCGAUGAGGACUUUGAUGUUCCCAAGCCCCAAGAUAAACCAGUUAGUCAGCCAUCUCCUUUGAUUACUCCUCUAGUCGGUCCUGGGGAAAAAUCACCAGUCAAAACUGAUGAAAAACCAAAGCCCUAUGACUUGAAGGACUCCACUAAGCCUGACGAGAAGCCCAAGGCUCCGAUCGUGUCAGAGAAGCCAAGUCCAAAAGAGUAUUCCGAUGACGAAAGCGAUGAAGACUUUGAUGUUCCCAAGCCCCAAAACAAACCAGUUAGUCAGCCAUCUCCUUUGAUUACUCCUUUCAUAGGUACUGGCGAAAAAUCGCCUGCUAAGGAUGAUUUCAAGCCUCAAUCAAUUACGACAUUCAAUGCAGAAGAAACCUUGACGACUAUUCAAUCAGACGUCAAAUCUGUGAGUACGGUCGUAUCUGUAACUGACAGUCACGUAACAGACAUCAAAGCACCAAGUAAGCCAGAGGAAAAGCCUCAGGGACCCAUUGACUCAGUAAAACCAGGUCCGAAAGAAUAUUCCGAUGACGAAAGCGAUGAGGACUUUGAUGUUCCCAAGCCCCAAGAUAAACCAGUUAGUCAGCCAUCUCCUUUGAUUACUCCCCUAGUCGGUUCUGGGGAAAAAUCACCAGUCAAAACUGAUGAAAAACCAAAGCCCUAUGACUUGAAGGACUCCACUAAGCCUGACGAGAAGCCCAAGGCUCCGAUCGUGUCAGAGAAGCCAAGUCCAAAAGAAUAUUCCGAUGACGAAAGCGAUGAAGACUUUGAUGUUCCCAAGCCCCAAGAUAAACCAGUUAGUCAGCCAUCUUCGUUGAUUACUCCUCUAGUCGGUCCUGGGGAAAAAUCACCAGUCAAAACUGAUGAAAAACCGAAACCGAUUGACUUGAAGGACUCCACUAAGCCUGACGAAAAGCCCAAGGCUCCGAUCGUGUCAGAGAAGCCAAGUCCAAAAGAAUAUUCCGAUGACGAAAGCGAUGAGGACUUUGAUGUUCCCAAGCCCCAAGACAAACCAGUUAGUCAGCCAUCUCCUUUGAUUACUCCUUUCAUUGGUACUGGCGAGAAAUCGCCUGCUAAGGAUGAUUUCAAGCCUCAAUCAAUUACGACAUUCAAGGCAGAAGAAAGCUUCACGACUAUUCAAUCAGACGUCAAAUCUGUGAGUACGGUCGUAUCUGUAACUGACAGUCACGUAACAGACAUCAAAGCACCAAGUAAGCCAGAGGAAAAGCCUCAGGGACCCAUUGACUCAGUAAAACCAGGUCCGAAAGAAUAUUCCGAUGAUGAAAGCGAUGAGGACUUUGAUGGUCCCAAGCCCCAAGAUAAACCAGUUAGUCAGCCAUCUCCUUUGAUUACUCCUCUAGUCGGUCCUGGGGAAAAAUCACCAGUCAAAACUGAUGAAAAACCAAAGCCCUUUGACUUGAAGGACUCCACUAAGCCUGACGAGAAGCCCAAGGCUCCGAUCGUGUCAGAGAAGCCAAGUCCAAAAGAAUAUUCCGAUGAUGAAAGCGAUGAGGACUUUGAUGGUCCCAAGCCCCAAGAUAAACCAGUUAGUCAGCCAUCUCCUUUGAUUACUCCUCUAGUCGGUCCUGGGGAAAAAUCACCAGUCAAAACUGAUGAAAAACCGAAACCGAUUGACUUGAAGGACUCCACUAAGCCUGACGAAAAGCCCAAGGCUCCGAUCGUGUCAGAGAAGCCAAAUCCAAAAGAAUAUUCCGAUGACGAAAGCGAUGGAGACUUUGAUGUUCCCAAGCCCCAAGAUAAACCAGUUAGUCAGCCAUCUUCGUUGAUUACUCCUCUAGUCGGUCCUGGGGAAAAAUCACCAGUCAAAACUGAUGAAAAACCGAAACCGAUUGACUUGAAGGACUCCACUAAGCCUGACGAAAAGCCCAAGGCUCCGAUCGUGUCAGAGAAGCCAAAUCCAAAAGAAUAUUCCGAUGACGAAAGCGAUCAGGACUUUGAUGUUCCCAAGCCCCAAGAUAAAGCAGUUAGUCAGCCAUCUUCGUUGAUUACUCCUCUAGUCGGUCCUGGGGAAAAAUCACCAGUCAAAACUGAUGAAAAACCGAAACCGAUUGACUUGAAGGACUCCACUAAGCCUGACGAAAAGCCCAAGGCUCCGAUCGUGUCAGAGAAGCCAAGUCCAAAAGAGUAUUCCGAUGACGAAAGCGAUGAAGACUUUGAUGUUCCCAAGCCCCAAGAUAAACCAGUUAGUCAGCCAUCUUCGUUGAUUACUCCUCUAGUCGGUCCUGGGGAAAAAUCACCAGUCAAAACUGAUGAAAAACCGAAACCGAUUGACUUGAAGGACUCCACUAAGCCUGACGAAAAGCCCAAGGCUCCGAUCGUGUCAGAGAAGCCAAGUCCAAAAGAGUAUUCCGAUGACGAAAGCGAUGAGGACUUUGAUGUUCCCAAGCCCAAAGACAAACCAGUUAGUCAGCCAUCUCCUUUGAUUACUCCUUUCAUUGGUACUGGCGAGAAAUCGCCUGCUAAGGAUGAAUUCAAGCCUCAAUCAAUUACGACAUUCAAGGCAGAAGAAAGCUUCACGACUAUUCAAUCAGACGUCAAAUCUGUGAGUACGGUCGUAUCUGUAACUGACAGUCACGUAACAGACAUCAAAGCACCAAGUAAGCCAGAGGAAAAGCCUCAGGGACCCAUUGACUCAGUAAAACCAGGUCCGAAAGAAUAUUCCGAUGAUGAAAGCGAUGGGGACUUUGAUGGUCCCAAGCCCCAAGAUAAACCAGUUAGUCAGCCAUCUCCUUUGAUUACUCCUCUAGUCGGUCCUGGGGAAAAAUCACCAGUCAAAACUGAUGAAAAACCAAAGCCCUUUGACUUGAAGGACUCCACUAAGCCUGACGAGAAGCCCAAGGCUCCGAUCGUGUCAGAGAAGCCAAGUCCAAAAGAAUAUUCCGAUGACGAAAGCGAUGAAGACUUUGAUGUUCCCAAGCCCCAAGAUAAACCAGUUAGUCAGCCAUCUUCGUUGAUUACUCCUCUAGUCGGUCCUGGGGAAAAAUCACCAGUCAAAACUGAUGAAAAACCGAAACCGAUUGACUUGAAGGACUCCACUAAGCCUGACGAAAAGCCCAAGGCUCCGAUCGUGUCAGAGAAGCCAAGUCCAAAAGAAUAUUCCGAUGACGAAAGCGAUGAGGACUUUGAUGUUCCCAAGCCCCAAGACAAACCAGUUAGUCAGCCAUCUCCUUUGAUUACUCCUUUCAUUGGUACUGGCGAGAAAUCGCCUGCUAAGGAUGAUUUCAAGCCUCAAUCAAUUACGACAUUCAAGGCAGAAGAAACCUUGACGACUAUUCAAUCAGACGUCAAAUCUGUGAGUACGGUCGUAUCUGUAACUGACAGUCACGUAACAGACAUCAAAGCACCAAGUAAGCCAGAGGAAAAGCCUCAGGGACCCAUUGACUCAGUAAAACCAGGUCCGAAAGAAUAUUCCGAUGACGAAAGCGAUGAGGACUUUUAUGUUCCCAAGCCCCAAGAUAAACCAGUCAGUCAGCCAUCUCCUUUGAUUACUCCUCUAGUCGGUCCUGGGGAAAAAUCACCAGUCAAAACUGAUGAAAAACCGAAACCGAUUGACUUGAAGGACUCCACUAAGCCUGACGAAAAGCCCAAGGCUCCGAUCGUGUCAGAGAAGCCAAGUCCAAAAGAAUAUUCCGAUGACGAAAGCGAUGAGGACGUUGAUGUUCCCAAGCCCCAAGAUAAACCAGUCAGUCAGCCAUCUCCUUUGAUUACUCCUCUAGUCGGUCCUGGGGAAAAAUCACCAGUCAAAACUGAUGAAAAACCGAAACCGAUUGACUUGAAGGACUCCACUAAGCCUGACGAAAAGCCCAAGGCUCCGAUCGUGUCAGAGAAGCCAAGUCCAAAAGAAUAUUCCGAUGGCGAAAGCGAUGAGGACUUUGAUGUUCCCAAGCCCCAAGACAAACCAGUUAGUCAGCCAUCUCCUUUGAUUACUCCUUUCAUUGGUACUGGCGAAAAAUCGCCUGCUAAAGAUGAUUUCAAGCCUCAAUCAAUUACGACAUUCAAGGCAGAAGAAACCUUGACGACUAUUCAAUCAGACGUCAAAUCUGUGAGUACGGUCGUAUCUGUAACUGACAGUCACGUAACAGACAUCAAAGCACCAAGUAAGCCAGAGGAAAAGCCUCAGGGACCCAUUGACUCAGUAAAACCAGGUCCGAAAGAAUAUUCCGAUGAUGAAAGCGAUGAGGACUUUGAUGGUCCCAAGCCCCAAGAUAAACCAGUUAGUCAGCCAUCUCCUUUGAUUACUCCUCUAGUCGGUCCUGGGGAAAAAUCACCAGUCAAAACUGAUGAAAAACCAAAGCCCUUUGACUUGAAGGACUCCACUAAGCCUGACGAAAAGCCCAAGGCUCCGAUCGUGUCAGAGAAGCCAAGUCCAAAAGAGUAUUCCGAUGACGAAAGCGAUGAGGACUUUGAUGUUCCCAAGCCCCAAGACAAACCAGUUAGUCAGCCAUCUCCUUUGAUUACUCCUUUCAUUGGUACUGGCGAAAAAUCGCCUGCUAAAGAUGAUUUCAAGCCUCAAUCAAUUACGACAUUCAAGGCAGAAGAAACCUUGACGACUAUUCAAUCAGACGUCAAAUCUGUGAGUACGGUCGUAUCUGUAACUGACAGUCACGUAACAGACAUCAAAGCACCAAGUAAGCCAGAGGAAAAGCCCCAGGGACCCAUUGACUCAGUAAAACCAGGUCCGAAAGAAUAUUCCGAUGAUGAAAGCGAUGAGGACUUUGAUGGUCCCAAGCCCCAAGAUAAACCAGUUAGUCAGCCAUCUCCUUUGAUUACUCCUCUAGUCGGUCCUGGGGAAAAAUCACCAGUCAAAACUGAUGAAAAACCAAAGCCCUUUGACUUGAAGGACUCCACUAAGCCUGACGGGAAGCCCAAGGCUCCGAUCGUGUCAGAGAAGCCAAGUCCAAAAGAAUAUUCCGAUGACGAAAGCGAUGAAGACUUUGAUGUUCCCAAGCCCCAAGAUAAACCAGUUAGUCAGCCAUCUUCGUUGAUUACUCCUCUAGUCGGUCCUGGGGAAAAAUCACCAGUCAAAACUGAUGAAAAACCGAAACCGAUUGACUUGAAGGACUCCACUAAGCCUGACGAAAAGCCCAAGGCUCCGAUCGUGUCAGAGAAGCCAAGUCCAAAAGAAUAUUCCGAUGACGAAAGCGAUGAGGCCUUUAAUGUUCCCAAGCCCCAAGACAAACCAGUUAGUCAGCCAUCUCCUUUGAUUACUCCUUUCAUUGGUACUGGCGAAAAAUCGCCUGCUAAGGAUGAUUUCAAGCCUCAAUCAAUUACGACAUUCAAGGCAGAAGAAACCUUGACGACUAUUCAAUCAGACGUCAAAUCUGUGAGUACGGUCGUAUCUGUAACUGACAGUCACGUAACAGACAUCAAAGCACCAAGUAAGCCAGAGGAAAAGCCUCAGGGACCCAUUGACUCAGUAAAACCAGGUCCGAAAGAAUAUUCCGAUGACGAAAGCGAUGAGGACUUUGAUGUUUCCAAGCCCCAAGAUAAACCAGUUAGUCAGCCAUCUUCUUUGAUUACUCCUCUAGUCGGUCCUGGGGAAAAAUCACCAGUCAAAACUGAUGAAAAACCAAAGCCCAUUGACUUGAAGGACUCCACUAAGCCUGACGAAAAGCCCAGGGCUCCGAUCGUGUCAGAGAAGCCAAGUCCAAAAGAGUAUUCCGAUGACGAAAGCGAUGAAGACUUUGAUGUUCCCAAGCCCCAAGACAAACCAGUUAGUCAGCCAUCUCCUUUGAUUACUCCUUUCAUUGGUACUGGCGAAAAAUCGCCUGCUAAGGAUGAUUUCAAGCCUCAAUCAAUUACGACAUUCAAGGCAGAAGAAAGCUUCACGACUAUUCAAUCAGACGUCAAAUCUGUGAGUACGGUCGUAUCUGUAACUGACAGUCACGUAACAGACAUCAAAGCACCAAGUAAGCCAGAGGAAAAGCCUCAGGGACCCAUUGACUCAGUAAAACCAGGUCCGAAAGAAUAUUCCGAUGACGAAAGCGAUGAGGACUUUGAUGUUUCCAAGCCCCAAGAUAAACCAGUUAGUCAGCCAUCUUCUUUGAUUACUCCUCUAGUCGGUCCUGGGGAAAAAUCACCAGUCAAAACUGAUGAAAAACCAAAGCCCAUUGACUUGAAGGACUCCACUAAGCCUGACGAAAAGCCCAAGGCUCCGAUCGUGUCAGAGAAGCCAAGUCCAAAAGAGUAUUCCGAUGACGAAAGCGAUGAGGACUUUGAUGUUCCCAAGCCCCAAGAUAAACCAGUUAGUCAGCCAUCUUCUUUGAUUACUCCUCUAGUCGGUCCUGGGGAAAAAUCACCAGUCAAAACUGAUGAAAAACCGAAACCGAUUGACUUGAAGGACUCCACUAAGCCUGACGAAAAGCCCAAGGCUCCGAUCGUGUCAGAGAAGCCAAGUCCAAAAGAGUAUUCCGAUGACGAAAGCGAUGAAGACUUUGAUGUUCCCAAGCCCCAAGACAAACCAGUUAGUCAGCCAUCUCCUUUGAUUACUCCUUUCAUUGGUACUGGCGAAAAAUCGCCUGCUAAGGAUGAUUUCAAGCCUCAAUCAAUUACGACAUUCAAGGCAGAAGAAAGCUUCACGACUAUUCAAUCAGACGUCAAAUCUGUGAGUACGGUCGUAUCUGUAACUGACAGUCACGUAACAGACAUCAAAGCACCAAGUAAGCCAGAGAAAAAGCCUCAGGGACCCAUUGACUCAGUAAAACCAGGUCCGAAAGAAUAUUCCGAUGACGAAAGCGAUGAGGACUUUGAUGUUCCCAAGCCCCAAGAUAAACCAGUUAGUCAGCCAUCUUCUUUGAUUACUCCUCUAGUCGGUCCUGGGGAAAAAUCACCAGUCAAAACUGAUGAAAAACCGAAACCGAUUGACUUGAAGGACUCCACUAAGCCUGACGAGAAGCCCAAGGCUCCGAUCGUGUCAGAGAAGCCAAGUCCAAGAGAGUAUUCCGAUGACGAAAGCGAUGAAGACUUUGAUGUUCCCAAGCCCCAAGAUAAAUCAGUUAGUCAGCCAUCUACUUUGAUUACUCCUUUUACUGGCGAAAAAUCGCCUGCUAAGGAUGAUUUCAAGACUCAAUCAAUUACGACAUUCAAGGCAGAAGAAAGCUUCACGACUAUUCAAUCAGACGUCAAAUCUGUGAGUACGGUCGUAUCUGUAACUGACAGUCACGUAACAGACAUCAAAGCACCAAGUAAGCCAGAGAAAAAGCCUCAGGGACCCAUUGACUCAGUAAAACCAGGUCCGAAAGAAUAUUCCGAUGACGAAAGCGAUGAGGACUUUGAUGUUCCCAAGCCCCAAGAUAAACCAGUUAGUCAGCCAUCUUCUUUGAUUACUCCUCUAGUCGGUCCUGGGGAAAAAUCACCAGUCAAAACUGAUGAAAAACCGAAACCGAUUGACUUGAAGGACUCCACUAAGCCUGACGAAAAGCCCAAGGCUCCGAUCGUGUCAGAGAAGCCAAGUCCAAAAGAGUAUUCCGAUGACGAAAGCGAUGAAGACUUUGAUGUUCCCAAGCCCCAAGACAAACCAGUUAGUCAGCCAUCUCCUUUGAUUACUCCUUUCAUUGGUACUGGCGAAAAAUCGCCUGCUAAGGAUGAUUUCAAGCCUCAAUCAAUUACGAUAUUCAAUGCAGAAGAAACCUUGACGACUAUUCAAUCAGACGUCAAAUCUGUGAGUACGGUCAUAUCUGUAACUGACAGUCACGUAACAGACAUCAAAGCACCAAGUAAGCCAGAGGAAAAGCCUCAGGGUCCCAUUGACUCAGUAAAGCUUAGUGAAGAAGAGUAUACCGAUGAAGGUGUGGGAAUUCCAAAGGGCCAAGAAAAACCAGUUCAUGAGGGUUCUGUAGCUGAGGGAAUGAAAGAAAUGUAUUCUAGUUAUGAUGAAAAUAGAUCUGUGCAGCAAAUUGUAGAGGACACUCUGAAAGCUGGCGACGCUGAGGUACAAAAGAUUGUUGACGAAACCCUUAAAAGUGCUCAACAGUUAAAAAAACUGGACAGCUUGAGGGAGCAAUUAGUUGACACUGACGACGAUCGUUCGGUGGAGCAAAUAGUUGAAGAAACUUUGAGAAGUGCCAAGUUAAAACCUUGUUCUUCUGAGAAGAAUCAAAUUAGGGAGGUUGAUUCCGACAAGAAGCAGAUUAAGGAGGUUGAGAAAGAGGAAAGUAAAGAAAGUCGUCCCGUGGCCUACUUUGUAAAAUUGGAUGAACAAAAGAGUAGUGUUUCUAUUAAGAAACCAACUAAGAAAUCUGAAGAAAAAAGCGAAAUAAAGUCCGAAUCAAGAAAAGUUGUGAGGGAAACUGUUUCAAAAUCAAAUCUAAAGGUUUCGCAGAAGAAAAAAAUAGUUAGUGAAAAGGAAAAAUCUAAGAGUGAUUCUAAAUCUGUACCUAGUGUUCAAGCAAAGCCUAAAGCAACCUCUGGGGAGAAGAAUAUAAUUAGGAAAACAUCGGCUACCAGCAAACCCAAAUUGACAGCUAAAACAGAGUCUAGACGAUCAGUAACAAGCUCAACAUCAACCACCACUAGUUCAGCUUCCGCUACUAGUCGAGUAAUAAGUGAACUGCAUUUCGAAAGAUCUGCUAGCCCAGCAUCUAGUUCAAUAUUCUAUGAGAGUCAUCCGCAGGGCGACAACAGCCGUUCCACCACCCCCAGACCUAGGGUUAAGACUGACGUAACGCGAAUUCCAUACAAUGCCUCUGUCCGUUCCUUCAGUCCCCAACCUCAGACCAAAACUACUAAGACAGCAAAAACCACUGUAAAACAAACAAAGUCAACUGCCACUCGAUCUACCAAAGAGCUUACUAUUAAAAGUUCCAAGAAGACUGAGAAAACUGGCAGCCAGGAGAACGUUGAUACUAAGCGAACGAAAACACCGACUCCGUCUGCUACCCACAGAUAUAUGCAACCCACCCUGGCCCACAACAUGCGCUACGGUUUGAGUGGCGAAGGCGAGAUUGGCCAAAGCGUAGCGCCGGCUCAGCCAAAGUCACCAGCCCCACCUAAAUCGCCCGCCCCGGGCCUCACUAAAAUUACUUACAGAACUACGACAAGUGCCUUGACAAAGUCCAAAUCCGUGGAUCCAAAACAAAAGAAACAAUUAGAUGAAAAGACACCGACCCAACCCCAAUCACAGAUACAGAUCAAAAGAGGUUCACAGAGCGAUAGCAAGGAAUCCCUGAAGAGCACAGAGCGCCUUUAUAAGCGACAGAUAUCCAAGGAAAAUAAGCUAACAAACGUGAUAGGCUCCAAGAGCCAAGAAACCAAAAGCAUGAAGACACAAUCAGUUACUGCAUCCAAGACACUAGCCUACAGAACUUCCAUAGAAACCGACAACAAGCUUCUGAAAAAAUCCACAGCCACUAUACAGCGCACUAAAGUUCCGAUUAGCGUGUCUUCCAGUUCAAGGACUGUAACCAAGCAAAGCAAAAGUGAUGACACCGACAAGCGACCUCAGGUAGACAAUAAGAAACCAGUUAGACGAACGACAGCCAAAGCCAGUGAAGCAAGUGGCGCACCCUCUGCGAUCAGCAAGUCCAUGCAGAGUUCUAUGGAGCCGAAGCUUCAAAAGAAGAUGAAGGACUCGAUAAACGAGUCCAGUUCGGUAACGAACUCAAACUCCGGAAGUGGCAGUACCAGCGCCAGUGGAUCCUCAAACAGCACUCGGCGGAGCGUUCGAUCGGUGAGCACGGUCAGCCGGAAGACGGACAAGGAGCUGACCAACAUCCGGCGCGCAGCAGGAGGUGUAGCGUCCACGUCCACAGUGCGAGUUCAUAGGGAACCGACGGCUACCACCAGCGCUGUUAGCACCGUACACAUUGACGACGACUGUGAGGUGAUAACCAUACGCUCCAUUAAAUCAAGCGAUAGUACAAAAAGUUCUAACUCAUCAUCCUCCGGUAGCGGCAGCAACAGUCGCAAAGUGCUUACCAGCGAGGUAUUCACUAAGACCUUUGGCCCCGACAAGCCACUCGAAGUGGUCUACCGCCAGCCCGAGUUCGAUGUAGAGCACCACACCAUCAUGUCUGUCCGCCCACCAUCCACCAGUGGCGACCAGCAGCGGUGCCUUAACGAGUUUGAUGUCAGCUUCAUCGACACCACAGACUCCAGUCUCUCGGACUCGAUAGCCCUUCCCAUGUUCGGUACCGCCGAACCGGAGCGCCUGUUGGCCGCCAGCCCCGGCUCGCCCAAGCCAACCCGCAGCCCGUUGGCCCUCAUUGAAGAGACAUUACGCCGCCAGCAACACCAUCAUCACCAUCCCCAGCAGCACCUCCAUAGCGGCGUUGCUGUGGCUGGUGCCGCUGCCCUUGAUAGCUCGCUGCCGAUGCCCGGUAUGGGUGGUGAGAGUCAACGGGAGACGGAGGUGGAAAAGAUUAAUACAACAAAAGAAACCCUUCAAGAGAAACAUAUUGAACAACCCAAACUGGAUGCCGCAAAGAUCUCAACAGAAAUUGGUGAUGUUAAAGUUGGUGGUGGUGAUGUAAGUGAUGGCGAAGAUCUUGUGGCGCGCAUUCGCGAAGAAGCCAAUAUCCUAGUGGAUCGCGUGCUCGAAGAGAGUGUCGAGAUCAUUGAAGGUCACGGUCAUCAGGCCAAUGGCCAGGAAACCGUUAAGGUGGAUUACAACUCAGAAAGUGAGAACUAUGCCAUUACUUGCGAUGACAUUGGUGGCGUCGAUGUCAUCAAAUCGCCCACUAUUGAGUCCAUGUCGGGCAAAUCGUUCGACGACAACAUGAGUUUCACCGAUGAGCACAUACAUUUACCCAUGCAUGCCCAAAACACAACCACCUCCACCACGACAACGACUAUUACCACUCAGUUCCAACAGCAGCAGGCCCAGGCAGGUGCCACAAGCUCAUCAACGGCAAAAGAAUCAGCUUCUGUGCCCAGUUCCGUGCCGUUAGUACCUAGUCAAGAUCAGGCCGACGAGAAGACUGCUAUUCGCGAAAGGCGGAUCGAUCGCAAGAUCGAAAAGUUGUUAGAUGCGGACAUGGAAGAUAUGAGCGCCAAGUUCGAUGAAGCGUUUGAGGCGACGGUGCCCGAAGAUGAGAUCAGCGCCCUGCAGGGCGAUUUCUCCAAGCUCAGCUGGGAUGACAGUGUUUCGCCCACAACGAAUACCAUGGCAGAUAUAGGCCAGAACCAGAUAACGCCCGAUAACGAUAUUAAUGAUCUUGUCGCAGAAACAGGCGGCGAUUUACCGAUCUCAAGUGAAACCGAAACUACUCCCGUACCACCGUCGAAAGAAUCUGAAACUAAAACCGAAACUGAGCCGGCGGUAGAAACCAAUACAAUCACUACCACCAGCCAUGACACACCCACACCAAAACCACGUGUACUCAAAGCAAGCUCCCCAGUUUCCGAAGGCACCGAUAGCACUACCAUUCCCGGUCCCGGUCCCGGUCUGGUGUCGAAGCCCGAUGCACCGAUUGAUAUUAGUAUUGAGCCGUCAGCGCCAGUUCCCAAGCCCCGUGCUCCCAUCAAGCACACGGAACCGUUUGAAAAUCUGGCGGCCCUAGCCGAGCAGUCCGAUAGCAUUAGCUUGCGUAGCUUUGACUUCACCGAGGAGCUGUCCAAAACCGACGAGCCCUCCACCGAGAUUUCCCUGCGUUCCCAGCUGCGCGACGUGGUCACAACCACCACAACAACCACUGCCUCAGAGGAUCACACCGAGAGCUUCGAGCCGACGAGCGAAAUUUCAGUGGACGAUGCAGAUACUGAAAAAUCGGAGGGGGCUGAGAAAACCACAAGCUUCUAUAUUGGAGAGUCCAGUCGUAAUGUCAUCACCAAAACUACAACAAGAUCCGCGAGUGUCACGCCUCAGGAGGAAGAGGCCCAGACCGCUAUCGGGAUUGACGCCAAGGACGUGUCGCUGAUGAAGGAGGUAUCCGUGGACUCUGACGAGGCCAAUGAUGUCUUUAAGGAAUAUGUCACCAUGAAGCCGGACGAACCAGCAUCAUUGGAUAGCAAGAUAGCUAGGCAGGGUUCCGAAACGAGAAAUGAUAUUCUGGAAUUUGAAAAUGCCGACAAAGACAAGACAGGCGAACCGAAACUGUCCAAAGUGACCACCGAAGAGAGCUUGACCACAUCGACUGGGUCCAGUGGACGGGCCAUCUUAGAAGUGGCGCCUUCCAGCAGCGAGGAUCCCGAUGAGUCCGGCAAGGAAAUCCCAGAAAUAGUAAACACAAUCUCUGAAAAGACUGCCUCAUCAGAUAGGUUUGAAUUGCCUUUAGAAAAGAGUGAGUGGGAAACGUCGGAAAAGGAUAUUCCAACCUCCGGUAAGCCAAAAGUAGUGCACUCACCACAACAGGCUCCAGAUGCCUCCGUUAAAAGUGAAUUAGAUGACUCACUGGUCGGUGAGUCUCUUUCCGAGGUUCAGGAACUUCAACAAAUACCCCAGAGUGCUGUAAAAAGCGUUAUUGAGGAUCCGCUGCCAGAGUUUGAAUACCACGGCGUGCCCCAUGGAGUUGCUACCUCCGCUGAAAGUGAAGACAUCUCAUCAUUCAUUGGUAUACCAGAAUCCAGCAUGCUAACAUCAACUCUUGAUAGCACUCAGCCCCCAGAAGGACUCUUUGACACCACAAUUACGGAAACCUUAAACAAGGAAGCAGCCAUGGCUCACUACGCCCAGGAUGUGUUCGGAAGAGUAGAGAGGCGCGAUGAUCACGGAUCUCUCGGCUUUGUUUCCACUGGAACAGCAGAGGAGCUAAGCUCCAUGGAAGAUCAUAUGGCCAAGGAGGAACAAGCUUCCCUGGGAUUUAUCUCCACAGAGACUGCGGAGGACUUUAGCUCCAUGGAAGAUUACUAUACCGAGAAGCUGGCCACUGCCAGUGUCGUGGCUGAGGAGAUAGCUGCUGACAAGUCCAUAACCACCAGCACUUUUGAGGAACUAACAUCUGACCAGUCCAUGAAGCCAGUGGAUGUUGUAGUUCAUCGGCUGAAGACCGAGUCAUCACCAGAUUCGACGAACCGCUGGUCCAUUCCCGACGUGGAUAACUCCAGCUCAAGUGAGAGCUUCCACAAGAGUUUUGACAAGACCCAGAGUAGGCCUCUCUCCUCCGACAUGGACAAUCUGUUGACCGCCACUGGCACCGGCACCUCCAGCGAAUACCAGACCGCCCGCGAAUUCACCUCCACUUGCCGAACAGAAGGCACGGAGUAUGUGAGUGCCGUGAGCACUUUGGGCAGUAGUAGUUUGGAUUCUCAGUCGGAAACCUCCGCUAAUUUCGCUAGCAUUGAUGUGUCUGAGCUUUCGGAGACUCUAGUGGCCUCGUCUGCCGAUGCUGAUGCAUUUGAAGCCGAUGAGAUCUCAAAACUGAGGGACUUACGAGCCGAUGACGAGGAUAGCGAUGACAGCAUAGAAAUCCCGGAAGGUAAUUAUCCGACUAGCGAACAGCAGAGUCUUAUGAAGCGCUCCCAGGAGAUGAUUUUCAAGCCAAAAGCUGAGGAGCCUGUUGAAGUUGAGUCGGUCCAGAUCGAGGAGUCUCCCAAGCCCAAAGAAGCGGAACGCACCUGGGGACUGGCAUAUCCUUUAGAGGACAACAAAGUGGAUAGCCCACGGGACAGUGAAAAAGGCGAAGACAUCCUUUUGUACCAUAGUGAUCCGCGUCGUUCCAUCGACGAAUCCAAGUUGGCUUCAAGCUUGGAUGAGGGAAGUAUCCUGUCAGUGAGCAUGUCGAGUACCUCGAAUAUUGACACCGUUGUGGAAAACUUUGAGGAUAUUAUCGGAUCCGCAGGAUCUUCCUCUCUGACCGGCAUUGAAGGCUUCCAGUAUGGCCAUGACGAACAUGGCCCAUCAUCUUCGGUGCCCGAAGAUGCCACCUUCGUGCUGGAAAUGGAAAGCAAAGAACACUCUCCCCAGGAUUCCAAUGCCAGUACGCCGCCUGGAGGAGAAUCCAAACGACGUGGACACAAAAGAAAUGAAAGCAUUUCCGGAGAUGCUCUGAAGAAUCUGGACAAAGAGGUGGCUCUGCUGGGCGAGGGCAAGGAGUCUGAGAGUGAGUCAGACACGGAUCCCUAUGAGUCUGAAUAUGCCCGCCAGUUCCGUUCACCCAAAGAGCGGAAGAACAAGAAGAAAAAGCAGGCAGCUGCCGAAAUGGAUCACAGUGCAGAGUUGGAGAAACGUCCGUUCACCCCGUCCCAGCUAGUGGCAGAGGUAAUCGUUGAGGAUAGCUUAACCGAGGAGUUGGAGGCCGAGGCCGCCAUGAUCGAGGAGCGUCGACCAUCCCAAAAUAUGCAGGAUUACUCAAAUAUUCCUGAUAUCAUGGUCACUGAGGAUAUAAAGUCUCCAAUUUUGGAGGAGGAAACCGAUGUGUUUCCCGAAAAAACCCUGUACAAGGUCCGCACUGAGGAGGAGCUCCACAAAGCCAGCGAUUCAUCCGUCUAUCAAAAAGCAAAGGCCGAAGAAAAGGAGCAGGACUUUCAGCGACGUGUUCAGGAACAAUAUCGACAGAAGCUCGAGGAGCUGAAGCGGGCCGAGAUCGGAGCCGAUUUCGACGACCACAGGGCGCCCGACUCCCCAGACUCCUUUGAAAUGGUUGAGCAGCCAGACAUCUCAGAUGAGUUUGUGAUUAUCGAGGAGGUGGCCAAGGAAGCCGGAGAGGUGGAUCUCGGCGGCAAGAGCAUCAAGAUAAAGCCAAUCAAGUAUGAGCAGAAACACGACGAGGACGUCGAGAAAAUAAUCAUAAAAUCGGCGCCAGCAGAUCCCAAGCUGGGCUCCCAGUUGUACAAGGACGACUUGAACUUUGAGUUCGAAGAGAGUCCGCCGACCGGAGCCAGUAGCAGUAGCGAGCAGCCGGAGGAAAGCGACUCCAGCGACACGGCGGCGGCCAACAAGCGCUGGGUUGAGAUGCAGCUGACAGACAACCAGCUGAGGUAUCCCUAUGAUCUGGCCGGAGCCGUUUUGGAGGAUAUCAAGGAGGAGGAUGGCGAGUUUGAGGUGGGCAGCAGCCGCAUCAGCAGCUUUAAGGAUUCCUUUUCAAGCACGCCUGAGUACGACCUCGCAGCACGCCGCUAUCACUCUCGGGGUGAACACGACGACGUAUCAAUGAGCAGCUUGCAGGAGUUCGAGUCCUUGGAGCAGGCCAUCUCACUGGAGAACCGCAAUCGAACACACCAGGGAUCCACAGACUCCAGCAACGGUAGCUUCACCCGCCGCUACGUGGUGCGUCACAGUGGCAGUGGAACUGCGCCUGGCGACGAUGUGUCCAUUUCCAGUCUGAAAGAAUUCGAGGGCCUAGAGAAUGCCUGUAUCGAAGCCCAUUUGAUUGAAAUUAAGGCGAGGGAGGAGGCAGCACUGCUCUCCCGCUCCGACGAGUCCAACAAAUCGAAUGGCAGUGACAAAGGCGCCGCUGGCAAUGUGGUGGUCACCAAAGUUACCCGCACGGUAACCCGAACCGAUGUUGUGCCCUCCAGUCAGGCGGAGAACAUUGAAGCUUUGCUCAAAAAGAAACUGGAGCAGGAGGAAGGAGAUACCAAGGUAGUCAAGAUCACAGAGGUGACCAGCACCACCACGGAUCUGGAGCCAAAGUCGAAGAUCGACAGCCAAGACUCCGAGAAGGACAGCAUCGACAGCAUGGAGAUUAGCAAGAGUGGCCAGGACAUGAUGACCAGCAGCAUCGAGAGCUUCGAUAUAUCGAAAGACGCCACCACGAGAUCGGACAUCGACUCGCUGGAAAUCGACAAGCGCCACUCGCGCCAGGAGAGUAUCGAAUCCUUCGGCGAUGAGCAGCUAGAUUUAAUGACAAAGUUCGUCAGUGGCGGUGGAGUAACGUUGGGCGAUGGCCUGACCACCACCACAACCACUACCACCACCAGCACGGAUGCCGAUGGGCACGAACAUACCGUGACGAGAGUGGUUACCACGACGACCACCGUGGGUGGUGGCAUUCAGGAGCUGCCGCUGGACGAGAGCGGCAUGUCCAAGGACAUAUCGGUGGAUUCGCUGAACUUGUGCGUGGAACAGACCACCAGCUCGGCGGGAACCACAGCCACUUAUCAGACCAGUGCGGGAAAUUCGCAAAUGUCCGGCAGCGUCACCAGCUGCGCAUCGAGCACGCUGAUGGAGGACUCAUUUCCUGGUGUGGGUGGUAUGUCGUCGUCACAAAUGUCGGCCAGUUUCUGGUCGCACGAUGAAUCCACGGUGGUCGAGGAUGAGGGCCACGACCAAACCAAGAAGCAGUAGGCGCUGGAUGAGAGAUGAUAAGAGAUGAGAUGAGAAUGAUAUGGGAGAGAUGAGUCAUGCGUAAUCCUAUAUGAAAAUGGGGCUUGAACAUGGUGACAUGGUGACAUAGAAUAUGUGGCUAGACAAGUCACACUAAGAAUCUAUGGAAUUUCUGAUCUCUCUAGAUGGGGACAUUCAGCAUUCACCGACUCUGAACAUCACCGAUUUCAAAUCGAACAGCAGGAGGGAUUUAAAAAUUAGCUAAUUCGACAUUUUUCCAUCUCAACACACAUUUUUAAUGAUAUUGAAGUGCAUACACAAGUUUUUAAAUGCAAAUAUAUAUAUUUUAUAUAUUUAAAAAAAAGAAAACUAUAAAAUCGCAAAUAUGAAUAUGAAUAUACGGCAAGCAUUAGCUGUUCAACGCAUUUUCUCAUUGGCUUUAAUGUUUAAAAUUUAAAUGAUAUUGCAAAAAACAAAAACUCAGAAGUAACAAAAUAAAACAAGAAAAUGUUUUUUGCUAGAACGAUGUAAUGGAAUACACCUUUGCUUUUAAUUUGAUGUAGUUAUUAUAUAUGUAUAUGUACGAAGGAUAUUUAUUAUUAAAUGAAUCGCUUAUUAUUGUAGUUUAAUUUAAGCAAUUAUACAAGCGCAUGUGUAAAAGGGGACGUAAUGAAAUAGUCGAAGCCUGGAAAGUGAAAUGCUUUUAAAGUCUCAUUUUUUUACAAGACCAAGCAAAUUUUUAAGCUUGCAUAUUUUAACAGUGGAAUAUACAUAAAUAUACAAUCCGAACAACAGCGUAUAGAUCAAAUUUAAAGAAUAUACAUUAAAGAUAUUAAAUUUAUUCACAUAGAGCUACCACAUACAUCCAUCAAGUGUAACGCUAAGUUUCGUAAUGCACAUCCUGUGUACGAGUAUUCGUUAAAAUGCCUAUUUAUUGAAAGGGUUUAGCAUCACCACUCUUAUGGGAUAUAAAUAAAAUAAUAUUUGUGUUAAAAACAUACAAGAAAUAUUACAAAAAAAAAAAUGACAUUAUUGUAUUGUAAACCACACGCGUAUGAAUAACCAAAUAAAAUGCUUAAUACAACUUUGAA